AUGCCUGUUUACAAGAAAAAACUUAUAAAUACAACACAACAACUUGAAUUAAUUGACUCCGAACAUCAAAAAGAUCAACAAGUCUGGUUGAUUCCUUAUACUGGUCAAAUAUUUUUAAAUUAUAGCGAAUAUUUGAAUAAUACCGCUUUAUACAACCAGCCAUUAUGGCAAUGUGCAGUAACAGGGAAAUUAAAUCUUACAUAUGCUGACGCACUUGAAAGUGAACAGAAACAUCGUGAACAGUUGGAUGAAAAGUUUCCAGAAGGAUUAAAAAAACCAAUUUUAAAAAUAGUUCAAUUCAGUCUUGAGCGUUUGGAUGAUUUGGUUACAACAAUAUAUGAGAGUUUUAAAAAUCGUUAUACCGUAGGAGAAAUCGUUAAUGUAGUUAUUGAUGAGAAAAAUAAAGCAAAAAUCGUUGAUAUAAUUACUGCUAACUCUAUUAAUGAAUCAGAUUCAAGUAAUUCCAAAUCUUAUAAAGAUUCGUCACUAAGUUCUAUUUACCAUGUUCAAUUGUUGGACAAGCAACAAAAUAAAGGUGGUAAUAAAAUCAAGACUAUUGUUGGAAGUAAAGCAUUAAGUCGUGAAAAUUUAGCAUUUACAAAAACAAUUAUACGUAAAUUCAUUAAGGGAUCCACGACGAGAGAAACUUAUCUUCAUGCACCAUGGGUGAUUAAACCCAAGAUUGCAAAAAAAUAUAAUAUACCAAUUAAAUUACCAGAUGAUUUACAACGAGCUAAAGAUGCUGCUUUAGAAAAGAGUCGCAAAAGAAAGGGAAAAUCAACGUCUAGUAGCAAUCCUUCAAAAAAAGCAAAACCUAAUUCGAAAUCAAACAAUUCACAUACUUCAUCUAAAUCCACUAACAAAAUAGUUAAAUAUCCAAUCGAAGAUCUCGCGGUUCCUCUUGAUGCGAGUCUUCUUCCAGAAAAACCAAAUAUUCAAAUUGAUCUCAGAAUGUCUCAUGAAUCUGUUGGAGCCUUUUUAAGCGUAUGGAAUUUCUUUAAUAUAUUUGGAAAAUCCAUUGGGAUUUCAUUUUUUAAUCUAGAUGACUUUGAAUUAGCAUUAUUAUAUGACAAAGUACAACCAAAAUGUUUUCUUAUAGUUGAGUUACAUGUGGCAUUGUUAAAUGCCAUUAUUAAAGAUCGUUUGCAAUCUAAAGGCAAAAAAACUUCUCGUGGUCCCACAUUAAAAUCAACCGGAUCAUCAACUGGUACAGGAACAGAUACUGAUUCAGUAGAAAUGAAAGAUGCUGAUGAUGUUAGAGAAUUAUCUGAUACUUCAAUUGAAAUUCUUGAUAAAUUAGGAAGAAAUUGGGACAAAAGAUUAAUACCUUUAACACAAGGAAGGAAUAAAUGGGAAAAUAUUCUUGUUGGGUUUCUUUAUGAUAUGGGAACUUAUGAAAUAUUUCCAGAUUUGGAUAAAAUAUUUUUAGAAUUAGUUGAAAAUGUAAAUGGGGACAUAGAAGAGAAUUACAUGAAACUUGAUAUUGAUUCCAAGUUAAAAAUUUUGAAUUUUUUGGUUAAUAUAAUCACAAAAACAUCAAUUGUUCAUGAGCACAUUGAAAAUUCUGUUGAAAAGUUAUCUGAUUUGAAUAAAGAAAAAAAUGAAAUAUCAAGAGAAAGGAGACAAACCUCGUCUUCCAUCACUCAACUUGAACAAGGAAUCAUGCCAGCAAUUAUAAAAACAAUUCAGACAUUAAACACUGAAAAAAAUGCGAAAGGAAAAAAUUAUGAUGAGGCUUUGAUACUAAAACAACUUAGAGAUGAUGAAAUGUCAUUACAAAGAAGGGAAGAACAAAUUGAUAAAGACAAGAAAAAAUAUGCAUUUCCACGUACUAUACCUUUAGGGUAUGACAGAUUUUAUAAUAAAUAUUUUUACUUUGAUGGAAUAGGCAUGGCUGUUGGAGAAAAAUAUGGUACGGGUAGGAUUUGGGUACAAGCUCCCCAGGAACAUGAUUUGAAAAUGUUAACUGCCAACGAACAACAACAUUAUUAUAAAAGAAAAAAAGUUGAAGAUCCUGAUAUGAAUUUUGGACAAUGGAGUUGUUAUGAAGAUGUGAAUGAUAUUGAUCAAUUAAUGAAAUGGUUUAAUUCAAACGGUAACAGAGAAUCAGUAUUAAAAAAUGAAUUUUUAGACCGUUAUCAAGAACUUUCGACUUGUUUGGUGAAAAGACAACAGGAUUUGGCCAUUGCAGCACAUAUGACAAAUGAAGUUAGAAGAAGUAAACGAUUACAAGUUGCUAAUGCUACUGCAGUACUUUCUUCACAGUCAUAUAUGAAAUGGACAAACAAAUUGGCCAAAUAA
This is a messenger RNA of Entrophospora sp. SA101, 2301 nucleotides long. The record is from the annotation of a GenBank genome assembly. NCBI's taxonomy places the organism in Eukaryota, Fungi, Glomeromycota, Glomeromycetes, Entrophosporales, Entrophosporaceae.